GGUGCUCCCUGUUGUGUUAGUUGAGUUCUCCAUUCAAGUUGCGCACUUCGACGCCAUGUGUGCUGCUCGGCAGGCCGCGGCGGCCCGGUCCACUGUGUACACCUUCUCGGCGCGCCGGCUGGCCUGCGGGAAGCCCUUGAACCUGGGCUCCCUGCAGGGCAAGGUGCUGCUCAUCGAGAAUGUGGCGUCCCUCUGAGGCACCACCGCCCGGGACUAUACGCAGAUGAACGAGCUGCAGAGGCGCCUCGGGCCCAGGGGCCUGGUCGUACUCGGCUUCCCGUGCAACCAGUUUGGACAUCAGGAGAACGCCGAGAACGAAGAGAUUCUGAAUUCCCUCAAGUAUGUCCGACCUGGUGGCGGGUUCGAGCCCAACUUCACACUGUUCGAGAAGUGCGAAGUGAAUGGUGCACAGGCGCAUCCACUCUUCGCCUUCCUGCGGGAGGCCCUGCCGGUGCCCAGCGACGACCCCACUGCGUUCAUAACCGACCCCAAGUUAAUCAUCUGGUCUCCGGUGUGCCGCAACGACAUUUCCUGGAACUUUGAGAAGUUCCUGGUGGGCCCUGACGGUGUGCCAGUGCGCCGCUACAGCCGUCGCUUCCCGACCAUCGAUAUCCAGCCUGACAUUGAAGCCCUGCUGCCCAAGGGUCCCAGAUGUGCCUAAGUUGCCUCUCCUGUUCGGGUUUGGUAGUCUCUGGCUGCCCUCUCUUGGGAUUUCAUCCAUGACGGUGUUUCCUCUAAACCUGAAUGGAGGACCGCCUGAUAAUGCAGGAAAAUCCCCUGAGAUAGGCACUGGUCCUGUCCUAGAUCAAGGUCAUUUUCACCACUAAUAAAGUUCUGAGCAUCAGAGAACUGUGUUUGUCCU
Castor canadensis (American beaver) is the source of this 862-nucleotide messenger RNA. RefSeq names its product glutathione peroxidase 1 (gene Gpx1). Gene Ontology annotation, molecular function: glutathione peroxidase activity. The record is from RefSeq and is a predicted model, not a curated record. Gene Ontology annotation, cellular component: cytosol; mitochondrion. NCBI's taxonomy places the organism in Eukaryota, Metazoa, Chordata, Mammalia, Rodentia, Castoridae. Gene Ontology annotation, biological process: response to hydrogen peroxide; hydrogen peroxide catabolic process; response to selenium ion.